Letharia columbiana is the source of this 2838-nucleotide messenger RNA. RefSeq lists its product as uncharacterized. The transcript has 2 exons. The coding region runs from base 1 to 2838 and encodes 945 amino acids. The record is from RefSeq and is a predicted model, not a curated record. Gene Ontology annotation, molecular function: protein-containing complex binding; protein binding. Lineage: Eukaryota; Fungi; Ascomycota; Lecanoromycetes; Lecanorales; Parmeliaceae.
AUGCGGCGUCACAGGGCGGGAGCCCCAACGUUUGCCAGUAAAGCGAACGCGGCUCCAGUCCCUGAUGCCUUGUCGUUGAUCAGGACCUUCAAUUCUGAGACAAAUCCAGCGAGACCCAUUCGACCAUCUCCUCUUACAGCAUCGACUAUCCAUGGCAUACCACUUGACAUGUACGACCGCAUACGAGCAUUUCCCCUCUUUCUUUCUGCUCCCGACGCGUUCCUCGCUGCCAUUGGAAAGCACCUGCGGCCUCAAUCACACGCGCCUCAUGACUACAUUUUAACCGAGGGGGAAGAUGCGAAGGCUAUGUACUGGUUGGUACGUGGAGCAGUGGCUGUCACUUCAAGAGAUGGGGAAAGCACAUACGCUGAGCUGAAACCUGGGGCAUUCUUCGGAGAGAUUGGGAUCCUGAUGUCAAUACCUCGGACGGCCACAAUCGUUGCACGUACCAAGUGUCUGCUUGUAACAUUGAAGAAAGAGGAUCUUACGAAAGAACUCCCCAGAUUUCCCGAGGUCGAGCGAGCUAUCAGAGACGAGGCUUCGGAGAGGUUAUCUAUUCUGAAACGAAAGAAGCAGGAGAAGCUGGCAUCCUCUCAAUCCGAACCACCAGCCACCUUGGGACGAGGGGAGAAAAGAGCGCGGGAUGGCGAAGACGGCGAUAUUGUCAUGCCAGAAGCAGAUGACAGACGGCAGAAUGGGAUACAGACUAACAAGAAACGAAAAUCACCAUCACCAAGCCUAAUUGAUACGACUGUCUCAAGCGCGCUUGGCGAUGGCCUUGUGAACGUCCGACAACUUUUAAAAGAAUUGCCUUUGUUUUCCGAACUACCUCCCGACAUGCUACAUUUCCUAGGCUUGAACGCCCAGCCAUGUACUUACCCGCCAUUUACAGACAUAAUUCAGCAGGAUUCGCAAGGCCGCGAGGUAUUCUUCAUCGUUCGAGGAGAGGUGGAAGUUGUUGAUGAGAAGGCCCCUGGGCAGAAUUUACGCACGCUGGCCAAUGGUGCUGGCCGAAAUAUCAAGCGUGGAACCCAGAUUAAGGCCCGCCUCAAGCAAGGCCAGUAUUUUGGAGAAGUAGUUAGCUUAUCGCUAGCGCCACGGCGAACUGCAACCGUUCGCUCGGUGUCGUCGGUUGAAUGUCUGAUGAUCACCGGUGAGGUUUUAUCGAAUUUUUGGUUGAGGUGCCCUCCAGCCGUGAGACAGCAGGUCGAAAAGACUGCGAGGCAACGGCUGAAGUCUGGCUCAGACGGUGACGUUAUCAUGACUGACGCUGAAGACUCUACGCCUCCUAUCGCACAGCUCGCUAUUGCCGAACGGACCAAACACAAAGGUGCGAGGAAGAAAUCGGUCCCGAAGGUGACAUUCUCACAUACAAAGCUUGAAACACCUCGUAAGCCUAGCCGAAUCGAGGACCGUCCAAUCAUUGAACCUGCUGAUCCUGAUCCAUUCAUGAAUGUGGAUCUCGACAAGUCAUUCUCGAGGUCACGGCGCAGCUCACUCGCUCCACCAUUGACAGAAGGCGAGGAAGGCGAAGGCAAAGAAAAUAUCGACCGCCGAAAUUCACCACCCCAUAUCGUAUCAGCGCCUGCCAAGAAGCUCAAGCAUGCCAUGUCGCCACCUGAGACAAGUGCAAAGCCUAAGCGACCGAACACUUUGCAACGUAGACCGAGCGAGUUCAGCCAGGGUACGCUCCCAGACAGUGUGUUGAUCUCCAUUUUCAAGUAUUUCGAGUUGCACGAUCUUAUGCGUCUUCGUUCGAUCUCGUUGCACUGGUCAAAGCUGCUCAAGGAAACUCCAGAACUCAUACGAGAACUUAAUCUUACGCCUUACAAUCGCAAAGUCACAGAUGAGGUUCUGGUCCACCGUAUAUGCCCUUUCGUCGGUACGAGGCCUCGAGUCAUCGAUAUUAGUAAUUGCUUCCAUAUCAGUGACGAAGGAUUUGCAGCUCUUUCAAAUACCUGCGGCGCGAACGUAACUACGUGGAGGAUGAAGAGUGUCUGGGACAUAACAGCCCAGGCAGUCUUAGAAAUGGCAAACAAAGCUAAAAGCCUCGAGGAGGUGGAUCUGAGCAAUUGCCGUAAGGUCAGCGACAACCUACUUCAACGAGUUGUUGGCUGGGUGGUCCAAGGCAAUCCACAGAACAAUGCGCAUGGACGCCACGCAGCCGCAAGAUCUGUCGGUGCGCCCAUACCUCCCAAUCAACCUCCUCCUGGAACUGUUUUCGGAUGCCCAAAGCUCAGAAUCCUCACUUUAUCCUACUGCAAACAUGUUACGGACCGAUCGAUGGCACAUAUGGCUUAUCAUGCUGCUUCACGGCUUGAGUCAAUUGAUUUGACUCGAUGCACUACCAUCACUGAUCAGGGAUUUCAGCACUGGGGUCAAUUCCAAUUCACGAGGUUGACGAAGCUCUGUCUCGCUGAUUGUACCUAUCUGACGGACAAUGCUAUCGUGUAUCUGACGAAUGCGGCUAAGGGUCUCAAAGACCUUGACUUGUCAUUUUGCUGCGCUCUCUCAGAUACGGCUACCGAGGUCUUGGCCCUUGGCUGUCAGCAACUGAGGAAGCUCAACCUAUCAUUCUGCGGCAGUGCAGUAUCAGACUCGUCACUCCGCAGUAUCGGCCUUCACCUUCUUGAACUGCGUGAUCUUUCUGUCCGAGGAUGUGUUCGAGUCACUGGGGUCGGCGUCGAGGCUGUUGUUGACGGUUGCCACAAGCUCGAAGCGUUUGAUGUUAGUCAGUGCAAAAAUCUCAACAAGUGGCUCGAGAGCGGAGCCAUGGAGAAGUUUGUGCAGCGAGUGAAGUUCGAGACGGUGGCUAAAGGGAGGGCCAAGGUCCAAUGA